Molecule: messenger RNA, 3163 nt
Organism: Aplysia californica (California sea hare)
Lineage: Eukaryota; Metazoa; Mollusca; Gastropoda; Aplysiida; Aplysiidae
Exons: 6
Coding region: 46-1764 (572 amino acids)
Biological process (GO): protein homooligomerization
Molecular function (GO): cysteine-type deubiquitinase activity; protein binding
Source: RefSeq, a predicted model, not a curated record
CUGGGGCCGCUCUGACUAUAUAAACUUUUACAUUUACAGAGACGCAUGAAAUCUGAUUUACUCUUAUUUGACGGACUCAUACCUUUUUCUUCGGUAGUUCUGAUUACAGAUAACUCAAUGUUGGCUUCUGCGGUGACGUCAUUCCAUCGACAGGCGAAUAGCGAACGUCGUUUCGGGAUGUCUUCGCCUUCAUCGUCGGCUGCUUGUAGCUUGCCUGUCGCUGCUGUAGCUGGAAUCCAGGCCUCGGCCUCUUCCACCAGCACAUCUACAGCCACAGUGACCGCUGGGCAUUCCACCAGCCCCGCUUUCUCUCCAGACCUUCAAGCGCAAAAGUCUGUGCUUGAAAGUCUGUUAGAGCGAAAGCUGGUUGAAGGAGACUUUUGGUAUGUCAUAGUGGCCGAGUGGUUGGAGCAGCUGAAAAAGUAUCUCAGUAUUUGCAGUACACGCAAAUACUACGGCCAGCGCCCAUCCAGCCCUCCAGGACCUAUACUGACUAGACGAGACUAUGCACACACGGUGGACGUUGUGCAUGAGGACGCCUGGCGUAUGCUGAUCACAUGGUAUGGACUUGCUGAAGGUCACAAGCCUAUGAAACUGGUUGUGUACAAGUACGCCAGAGGACCGGAGAUCGAACACAAUAUCAACUCUUUCAAGAUCAUGAUGAGCAACUCGGCACCAGAAGACUUCCACAUCGUUCGCUUUAGCAAAAUGGAGAAAGUUGGUCACGUGGAACACAAAGCUAGACAACUCUAUGGCAUAAACCCAGGACAUGAGACGCGACUUUGGGCUAAGCCAGAGGCAGACACUGAAUGGCGUCCCCUGUUUUGUCGUGACAAAUCCGUGGGCGUGGUUUUGGACAUGGACUCGGACUUCAUUCGGCCUGUGCUCGCGCUGGAGCUUCAGGACGAAGAGGGGCAGUGGAUGGGCGGGCCCGAGGAGACGGAGGCGGGGCCUGUGGACGAGAAGAGAGGUCAGCUGGUGGAGACGAGUAUGUUUGAAGACGUGACUGCUACGUGGGAGGUGGACAUUCAUGAACAGAUUGAGCAGGCAGGCAAGACUUUACUGGGGGCACUACACAGCAACUUCAACGUUUUCCUACAGAGAGCCAAAGACUACGUGGAAUCGCGCGAGGCGCAGCUGAGAGAGAGGGAGCGACAACUGUGUGCCCGGGAGUCUGUCACUGAACGUCUGGCUACGAGACUCGAACUCAAGGAACACAGACUGCAGGACGAGCUAACUCAGUGUGAAACAAAAAUUAAGGAGUACGAGAGUCGAAGGUUGGAAUUGGAGCGGGAGUUUGCUGACCGUGAAGAGGAGAUGACAUGUCGUCUAGUGGACAAAGAGGAAGAGCUUGCAAAAGAAGUUGCCGAACUGAGGGAGGAGAAGGACAAGUUUCAAGAGGAACUCAAGAGAAUGGCUGAGUUACACCAAGUACAGGAGAGUCGAAUAAAGCUGGAUAUUGGAGGGCAGCAGUUCACAACCUCACUGCUCACGCUCGGUCGAGAUCCAAACUCCAUGUUAUCGGCAAUGUUUAGUGGCCGCCAUGACCUGAAAGCUGAGAGUGACGGAAGUUACUUCAUUGACCGGGAUGGCACACACUUCAGGCAUGUGCUCAACUACCUGCGCGAUGGCUGUGUGCGUGAGGGCACAUUGCCCCACAACGACACCGUGUGGCGGGAGCUGCUCACAGAGGCAGAGUUCUUCCAGCUGCAGGAUUUGGCAGACUUCUUAAGGGAACUGCUGGCUCGUCGGGACUCAGGCUGAAGGAAGGGGAGACAGCGCAACAGAUAGGGCGACAUCUGAUUCAAUCGUAUGGAUGGAACUAUGACAUACAUGCUUUUGUUGAGUGAGGGCAGAUAAAACAAUGAACAUAACAGCAGAUUUCAUUGCUGGGCAGAAAAGAUAAACACAUUCUAGUUGAGGGAAAUAAGACCUAAAAGUGGACACAACAUCAUAUUAACAUUUUGACCGAGCAGAGAGUGGGCAAAAGAAUGAACAAUAUCAGAUUCUAUUACUUUUAUUGAGCAAAGAACCCCCCUCCCUCCAAAAAAUCCCUAAAAACAACAAACAACCCAGUGACUUUGACUGAGAAAGCAUAAACAAAUGCUCACACAUAAACUGCAAGGCUUGCCAUUUUCUUUCUUUAAUUAAUACUGGGAUGAGAGGUCACACAAUGAACAUGGCAUCUAAUGCCAAAAUGAAUUCACACGCUCACCCUCUGCCUCACUCGCAUGCACAUGUUGGGGUACAUACACCCUCAUAUGAAAACUGCCAUCUCACGGACAACUGAUGUACGCAAAGUUGUCAGGAACAACCAGACACCAAAAAUGCCACCAGAAUGGCUACUAAAAUAUAUCCUGUUCAUUCACUUUGGAUGAAUCAAAGGGCUGUAUUCUUACAUGUGAUUCUAUGUGUGUUGAGAAACAUGCAUGAACUACAUGAACAUGUUUUUAUGAUUUUGAUAUAUCGCUGUCAACAGCACCAAAGUGUAUUAACUAUUAAACCUGUGUGGUGCAAGUAGCACAUAUAUUAUAUUUGAUCUCCUCUUUUCACCUUUGGCUCCUGUUCCUACUUCUGUGUGACACAUCGUGAUCCCCACCCCUUCCCCUCCCCAAACAACCUGGCCCACUGCUGUUCACCAGCAGGAGAUUCCACCCCUCUGAUGAAGAAUAAAAGAAUAGUAACAUCAUGGACCACAGUCAAAAGGUGUCUUUUGUUCGAUAGAAGAUUACCUUUUUAUCAGUCCAACUCUGGUAAUGAUUCAUGUUUUCUUUCAUGGCAAGCUGUUAGACUUAGACAUCCUACUAUUUCAUGUCUCAGAUUAUUGUUUGUGUUGACAUUUUAGGGAAACUUGAAAUAGCCAAACUGUGGCCAUUCAGUGCUUUCAAAUACAUAUGUACAAAGUUGAUGGCACAAGCUUUUGUCCUAAAAACCAGUGUCCCCAACCAUCUCUGUCACACAGACACAAAGCAACAACAGUUGCAAGUUUUAUGCUUUUUAUUCCCAAAGGGGUUGGGCUGGGGGGAACAAUGGCAUGACCUUUUAGUUUUGCAGGGUUUAAUUUUUCUUUUCUUUAAAACUGUUGGCUGAACUCUCAAACUGAUACUUGGGAGAUUUCAACUGUUGCCCAAAGAAAUUAAAAUGUUGCUGUUUCAAAUUAUUA